UUUGAUAUCGUCCACCGGAUAUCGUAUCCGAACUGGGAUUCUUUUUCUUUCGUUCAUCGCCGAAUUUGGAUUUCAACGAGCUGGGGGCAUGAGCGACGCCGAUGACCUCCUGCGCAUGUUCCAGAGCAUCACGACGAACGACCACGACGACCUUGUCCAGCAAUUCUCCAAGAUCUUGCAAUGCGAUGCUGCCACAAGCACGUUUUUCCUCGAAAGCUCCAACUGGAACGUAGAAACUGCAGCGAACAUGUACCUAACGACUAUUGGCGGCGCAGCCGUCGGAGCCAUGGACGUCUACCAGCCUUCGACCCUUCAGCCAGAAGCCAGGUUUCUGACUGAUCUGAGUGCCGCUCAAAGCGCACUUCUCUUGCCCCUUCAACCUGUGCAACUGCGCCUAUCGUUCCAGAACAUUGGGAUGGCCCCAUGGCCCGAAGGGACGUCGCUAGUACUCUCCCAAGGAUUCGAUUUCAACACUCCCCCCGAGAUCCAAGUACAAUCCGUUGAAGUGGGAGGUACCGUCGACAUCAACCUGAGCCUGACCAUGCCAGCGGAGAGCGGAACACACUAUGGCACUUGGCGAUUGAUGUGGGAAUGUGGGUAUUUUGGGGACCCAGUCUGGGUGGUGCUGACAGUGGUGGACGACAAAGGCAAAGACCUCGUCGACGACAGCGCUACUACUUGCGCGAUGGAGGUCGUCGAAGGGGAACUGUACGAUCAGGACGACAUGGAGCUGUAAGCGCCGCCUAAGUUAUACUGUUCAUGGAUGGCAAUUCACCUGGCAUGAUUCACGCGUUUGUGUCGGCUUGGCCGCACGUUGCCGCACGUGUAAUGGUGAGCAUCGGAAUACUUGAACGACGCGAGUGCCAUUUCUUGUGCACAUGCACU
Messenger RNA from Aphanomyces invadans, 885 nucleotides. RefSeq lists its product as hypothetical. The transcript has a single exon. The record is from RefSeq and is a predicted model, not a curated record. The coding region runs from base 89 to 736 and encodes 215 amino acids. Gene Ontology annotation, molecular function: protein binding. Lineage: Eukaryota; Oomycota; Saprolegniomycetes; Saprolegniales; Verrucalvaceae.